This is a messenger RNA of Akanthomyces muscarius, 1446 nucleotides long. RefSeq lists its product as uncharacterized. Gene Ontology annotation, molecular function: DNA-binding transcription factor activity, RNA polymerase II-specific; zinc ion binding. The coding region runs from base 1 to 1446 and encodes 481 amino acids. NCBI's taxonomy places the organism in Eukaryota, Fungi, Ascomycota, Sordariomycetes, Hypocreales, Cordycipitaceae. The record is from RefSeq and is a predicted model, not a curated record. Gene Ontology annotation, biological process: regulation of DNA-templated transcription. The transcript has 5 exons.
AUGGUUGGAGUCCCGGGAAGAUCGAAAGGCUGCCGAACCUGCCGACGGCGUAAGAAGGGAUGUGAUAAGGCCGAGCCUUCGUGCGCCCAGUGUCUUACCGCGGGCUUAAUAUGCGAGGGCUAUGGUCGCGAUCUCGUUUGGGUUAAUGCGACCACAGAGGAGGAGCCUACCGGGCGGCAGCGACGACCGCCGACCAAUCCAUCGGAGCCUUGGCAGGUUCGCUACGCCGGACAGCAUGGGACCAACAUCGAAGUGAUUCUCAGAGAGUCUCUCGCCAAAACGGCCCGAGAGCAAAAGUAUCUCGGCAUGUUCUGGUCUGCCUACCUGCCCAAUGGCCGCGCCUUUACAUCGCGUGCCUGCAGGCUAUCUACAGGAGGCUGGACAGCCCACAUGGGCAAGCUCUACGAUGCGGAGCCGACACUCCGUCUCGCUUCAUUAGCAAUGAGCGCAUCGGUCAUCGGGCACCAGAACCAUGACGGCCAGCUUAUAAUCAAGGGCUUAAAGGCAUAUUCUGAAGCUAUUCAGGAGAUGACAAGAGCCGUGGCCAGCGAUUCACGGAGGCUGGGCGAUGGUUUAUUGGCGGCCGCACGUUUGAUGGAAUUUUAUGAAAUCCUUUUUGGAAACGAUUCUAGCGAAUAUCCAGAUGCAACAAUGCACGUGGACGGAUGGCGCGGCCACAACAGUGGGCAAAUGUCAUUAGUGCUGGCCCGAGGCGCCCCCAAUCUGCAGUCCGGAACAGGGCACCAACUGUUCGCUGAUGGUCGGUUGAAUAUGGUUGUGGGCGACAUCGCCAGGCGGCGGCUCUCGAAGCUUGCUACAUCAGCUUGGAAGAGUGUUCCAUGGCAUACACAAGACAAAUCUGUGAAGGAUAAGCUAAUAGAUAUAUUGAUUGAUGUUCCAGGACUACUGGAAGAUCUUGACAACAUCAAGGCUACCGAAGAUCCCCAAUCGAAAGAACUAGCCCGGCAAAGCGCCCUCUUGGCGUGUAAGGUGUGCCAUCAACAACUUAUCGCUUGGGAAAAAGAAGUAGGAGACGAUCUUUUGAUCUACGACUACAUCGCCUCUGGCUUCCCCUUACCGGUCCCCAAAACAGAUAUCGAUACCGCGCUCUUGCAAAUAACUAGCCUCUACUGGGUUGUCGUGCAUUUGUUCUGGGAGCCUGCGGCAGGGGCCUUUGGUAACCACAUCGGCCUGUUUCCUCUUGGAGUUGCCAUGAGAUUCCUAGCGGGUACUGAACCCAUCGAGACUAGCGAGCCUUACAGAUUGAUGCGCCAGCUGUUCCGCCGCCCGUUCCUGGGCACGCAAAUCGGGACUUUUCUUUCAAACCUACAGCGGGAAACACCCAGGGAAGAACUGCGCAUGAUGGAAGGCGAUGCCGGUAUUCAAGCGCGUGCACAUGCUUGGUGGCAUCGGAGCAACCUCACACUACGACACGAGCCGCAAUGA